Messenger RNA from Balaenoptera acutorostrata (minke whale), 3703 nucleotides. RefSeq names its product phosphatidylinositol glycan anchor biosynthesis class L (gene PIGL). Gene Ontology annotation, molecular function: N-acetylglucosaminylphosphatidylinositol deacetylase activity. Gene Ontology annotation, biological process: GPI anchor biosynthetic process. The record is from RefSeq and is a predicted model, not a curated record. Lineage: Eukaryota; Metazoa; Chordata; Mammalia; Artiodactyla; Balaenopteridae. The coding region runs from base 141 to 920 and encodes 259 amino acids. Gene Ontology annotation, cellular component: endoplasmic reticulum. The transcript is spliced from 7 exons.
GCUUAAAGCCUCCGGCCGUUGGAGCAGCGCAACCGGACGGAUUUCCUCUCGGAACGCGGUUUCCGCGAGCGCUGGUUUCCUGCCGGAGCCGGCCCGGCGGCCGCCUCCCCUCCUGCGCAGGCGCAGUGCUUCCUCAGGGCAUGGAAGUGGUGGGUCUGCUGCUGUGUUUGGCGGCGGUGGUCCUGGCAUGGGGCUUCCUCUGGGUUUGGGACUCCUGGGAGCGAAUGAAGAGUCCGGAGCAGGCUGGCCUGCCGGGAGCCGGAAGCCGGACUCUGUUGGUGACCGCGCACCCCGACGAUGAAGCCAUGUUCUUUGCUCCCACCGUUCUAGGCUUGGCCCGCCUGCGGCACCAGGUGUCCCUGCUCUGCUUCUCCUCAGGAAAUUACUACAAUCAAGGGGAGAUUCGUAAGAAGGAACUUUUGCAGAGCUGUGAUGUUUUGGGGAUUCCACCCUCCAACGUAAUGAUUAUUGACAACAGGGAUUUCCCAGAUGACCCCGGCGUGCGGUGGGACACCGAGCGGGUGGCCGACGUCCUCCUCCGGCACGUGGAAGCCGACCGCAUCAACCUGGUGGUGACCUUCGACGCGGGGGGUGUGAGCGGCCACAGCAACCACGCCGCUCUGUACGCGGCUGCCAGGACCCUGCACGCAGAAGGGAAGUUACCUAAAGGGUGCUCGGUGCUCACGCUCCGGUCUGUGAACCUGCUGCGCAAGUACCUCUCACUGCUGGACCUGCCCUGCUCCCUGCUGCUCGCCCGCGACGCCCUCUUCGUGCUCAGCCGCCGAGAGGUGGCCCAGGCCCAGGAAACCCUCGGGAGGCCUCAGAAGCCGGCUCGCAGCCUCCUGGACCUCAUUCAGCACGAGGGCCCACCGGUGACACGCAGACCCCGUCCCAUAGUGUCCACACGUCCACCUGCCUGACCCCCACCCCGCUGGCCGCUGCAGCGCGUGGUCCAUCGUCAUGACGCUUGCUAUACGCUCACCCUCCCUGCUCGUUUCUUCUGUCUUCCUGCCCAAUGAGAAAUCACCAGUGUCCACCACGUGACAAACCUAACGGUUACUUCUCCUGACCCCUGGAUUCUCGUCCCUCUGAACCUGGCCCCCAGUAACACUCCCUCCGUUCUGAGGACACCCCGCCCUGCAGGCUCUUCCUCCCUCCCCACCGGCCGUCCUUCCGGGCCCCCUCCGCUCCGCUCCGCUCCCUGUACGUGCUGGGUCCCGGGCCCCCGCGUGUUUGGCUGCACCGUCUGCCCAGCUGCCCUCACCCCACGACUCCAGACACACGUGCGUGCGGCUGCCCGCCCCCUGGCUCCGCCUCUGUCGGCGCCCACGACGCUUCACCUCAACCUUCUCAAGAAGGAUCUGAGUCCAGCACCCUCCGCGCCGGCCUCUCCCCCAGGACCUGACGUCUCCAGGCGACCGGCCGCUCGGAGGCCCAACCUCCUCCGCUCUUCACACCCCGUCCUUCCUCUCGAGCAGCGGCUCUCAGCGUGUGGUCCCAGAACCAGCCGCGUCACCGUCACCUGAGAACUUGCGAGAAACGUCCAUCAUGUGCCCACCCCGCCCCCCAAGACCUGCACAGUCAGGAGGGGGCCCAGCGACUUGUCUAACGAGCCCUCCGGUGGCCGUGCACACCCUGGACUCCGAGAACCACCCGCUCCAAAACACACCUCCAAUGACCACUGUCUGCCCGUCCCCACGACUGCCACCCUCUCCCGGCCGCCCCCCGCCUCCGUACUCACCUCCUCACCAUCCGCUCUGCACGCGGCGGCCACCGCGUGCUUUCCCAACACUGAAGCACGUCUCGUCCCCGCCCCGCUUAAAACCCUCCCCAGGCUUCUCUCUCCAGAGGACAAAACCUGCCUCCUCAUCCGCUCCGGCCUCUCUCCAGCCCCAGCUCGGUCCGCUGGUUCACCUCCACCCUGCGGCCACCCUCCGGCCACGAGGGCCACCGUGCAGCUCCUCGGACAUGCCGAGCGGCCCCCCGGCGCCGUGCCCGCCCCGUGCCCAGGACCCCCACGCCUCGGCCAUCGAAGCGCCAGCGGGGCCUGCCUAGCCGCCAAGACUCGCCACCGGCCAGCCUCCGUCCCGCUGCCCCGCUCUGACCCUCCACAGGGCACUUCCGGGCCUCGUCCUGUUCCUCUGUCUCCCCCAUGAGGCGUGAGAUCCCAGGGACAAGGGCCUUGUCUGCCACGACAGCUGCGGGGUUUCAGUGGAACGGAGCCUGGCACACAGCAGCUGCCCCAUAAACACUGCUGAAUCAAGAAAGGAGGUUUGUACUUAAAGAACAAACGGAAAACUGCUCUCUCCUUCACCAGGCCAGGCGGAAGAAGAGAGCGGUGCUCGAGACGCCAGGGCGACGCCGGAGCAGGUCCACGGGGGUGGGAUGGCGGGGCGCUGCCAACUCCGAGGCCGCGAGCCCCCGGCCGCCCGCGUGUCUUCGGGAGCCGCCUGUCUUGCGGGGCUGGGGCCACAGCCUCCAGCUGGCCCCCGAGGGGGGCUCGCGGGAAAGACGAGGGCAGAUCCGCUGCCCGCCGGCGCUCCCACCCCGACCGGACGCCCACCCCAGGAUCGAGGGCAGACACAGACAAGGAGCCACCCUGGCCCGAAGCGUCUGGAAUUAAAUCUCAGCUUUUCCUCCCACUCACUGAGGGGCCACUGGAUGCCGAGGCCCCGGGGCCAGGAGCGCAGACUCGACCAAAGGUGGUUCCGGGAAGCCCUCCCGACCCGCCACGCACAGCGCACUACGCCCAAGGCGAGGCGUCUGUCGGGCCCCAUUGGGGCAACGGGAGCGGAGGACCGGCCAGAGCCCCGCCCCGCCCCGCCCCCCGGAGCAAAGCAUGCCGAAGCCUUUCUUAAAAGUUUGUGUUCUCUGACCGGAGAUUUUACUUCCAGGAGAAUUGAUCCAAAGAAAUAAUGUCUAAACUAUCAAAGAUUUAUACACAGGGAGGUUUACGACAGCACUGCACUCAACCUAGAAGUUCAAACGUAGAAGGUCGCUCGUGGUACAUUCACGCAACGAAAUAUGCUACAGACACAGCAAGAAGCGUAUAAGUAAACUACGAAACAGUUGUCGGCGCGGGGAGAGGCCAGGGGCCUGAGGGCCAGUGGAGGGGAGGCCUUUCACCGUGUAUGUAUCUACUCUGUACUUUGCAAAUCCGGUACCAAGCACAAAAAAUUCCCCCAAAUACUAAAGUUAAAAAUCUUUUCAAUCAUUUAUUUUUCAUCGGGAAAUGAUAAAAGUCAGUUAUAAAGCAGAUAAAAAGGUAAAAUUCUACCCUGAUAAAAACAUACACGAUUUAUUUAGAUGUAUUCAUCCCCGUCCAAAAUAACACGCAAGGAUAUUCAGCAGAACACAACCAGCGGUUACCUUUGAUUGACAGGAUUUGGGUGAUCUUAUUUAUUUUUGAUUCUCUGUGUUUGUACAUGUUUCCACUGUAGUAUCAAAUAUAUAUCCAAAAAUACUGGCUUGGCCAAAAAGUUCGUUCAGGUUUUUCCAUAACAUCUCACGGAAAAACUCAAACUUUUUGGCCAACCCAAUAUAAAGGGGGGAAUGAAAGCUGGGUGACAGGGGAAAGCAUACGGCCCGGGAGGCCCCCUUGCGCCUGGCACCCUGUAAGCCCCACUCACAACACUCACCUUGAGGAGCUUGAAGCGAGAGGCCGGAACAAUGAAGUGUCUAUUCUGCUUCUUCUUGCAAAUGC